This is a messenger RNA of Notodromas monacha, 842 nucleotides long. Lineage: Eukaryota; Metazoa; Arthropoda; Ostracoda; Podocopida; Cyprididae. The record is from the annotation of a GenBank genome assembly.
UUACUUGGGCUGUUCCUGAAAUAUACAGGAAAACUCUUCAAUGAUGUCAGAAUAAAACUCUUAUUCUCAGCAGACAAAUUUACAUUACAGUACAUAACGCAUUGGCUCUAUUCUCAUCCUGACGUGAGUUUAACCAGCACUGCUCAAGAAAAGUUUUGAGCUUAUUAUUUGAUGAAACGAAAAUAAAUGUCGAUAUUCUUUUGAUUUCUUCGUCCUGCUUCUAAUUACUUUUUUCCUAAACUCAUAAACCAUGAAAAAGAAUGUAAAAAUUAGUUGAAAUGCGUGUUUUUUCUUAGUACAGUGCUUCCAUGUGACACCAAAAAGAUUACAUAUUGAAGUGCGCGGGAAAUAUUUCUGCCCAAAAAUUAGACAUGGUUUUUUUUCUGAUACCUCUUUAUUGAAAUACUCAAUAUAAUAAUUCGCACGCAGAUGUUCAACUUUAUUUCUGCUGGGUUCAUUUUGGCAGCCGGCCUUUUACAAGGCAUGAAUUCAUUUCUCUUUCAAUUUUAUUUCAUCCCUCAAUUUCAUCGGACAUCGUUUCAAAUUUUCUACGUUUUGGCAAUCUACCUAAAGAAUCAUACACUGUUUUCGAUUUUCAGGUGUGAUCGCAAUGGUUACAGAUCAGAUCCUUGGAAAGCCGUCGAUGUCACGGGGUCAAAAAUUACAACGACCUCGCCAAGCUCUUUUAUUUUAUCAUUUCCAAAUUCAGGAAAUGAAUGGCACUUCGUCGUAGACAGCCCAGAGAAGACCGAUGAAUGGGUUUCCUCGCUGCGACGUGCCUCCCAGACCUGCGAUGCUCCUGAAAAUUUGAUGGAAUUCUGAACAGUUUCUUUCACUUUUCA